AUGGACCAUGUCAAGGCAAUAAUAUCGUGGUCCAAUAUCCCUGUCCUACUGGGCCUGUGGAUCAUAUACUAUGCGGCCGUUGCUAUAUACAAUAUAUCACCGCUACAUCCUCUCUACCGAUUCCCCGGUCCUAAAGUUGCUGCGAUGAGCUAUUUAUACGAGGCCUAUUUCGACUGGUGGCUGGUGGGAAGGUAUGGCAGAAGAAUCCGUCUGAUGCAUGAGAAGUAUGGGCCAAUCGUCAGAAUAAACCCCGACGAGCUUCACUGCAAUGAUCCGUAUUUCUCAGACGAUAUCUACGCCGGUGGAAAUCGCAUCAGAGAUAAGUGGCAGCAUCAACUCAAUACUGGUGCAGCUGGCCCCGUGUCGGUUACUGGCUUUUCCACUGUUCCGCAUGAGUUGCACCGAAUCCGAAAAGCGCCAUUUGCAAGGUUUUUCUCGCGGCAGCAAGUGUUAAAGCUCGAAGGAGAAGUUCAUGACUUUACGCAGCGCACUGUAGAUAAGAUGCUGCGCUUCGCUAAUAAGGGACCAUUUGAUGUUAAGGAAGCAUAUAACUGCUUCACAGCCGAUAUCAUAUCUCAGUACGCCUUCGGCGAGCCUAUGGGCUUUGUCGAUCAAGAUGGUUGGGAACCCAACUUCGCGACGUGGGUCAAGUACUUCUUCAAAAGCGCAUAUUUGAUAAGAUACAAUACUCCUAUUAGGAUGCUCGCUAGGUUUUCUCCCCUAGUAGGGAAUUUCAUGGGUGAGAAUGUUAGGAAGAUGUUGGAGUGGAUGAAUGUGGUCAUCCCUAAAUAUGUCAAGGCGGCUAUCGACAAUCCUGAAAAUGGUAGGGUGUUUGCAGACCUGAUCGAAUCGGAUAUACUGCCGGAGCACGAAAAGAGCAUGUAUCGUCUGUCUGGGGAAGGGUUCAAUUUAUUAACUGCUGGAACGGAGACUACAGCGGCAACACUCACGUAUAUCACGUAUUACCUCCUCGCACAACCUGAGCUUUAUGCCCGCUUGAUGGGAGCCUUGCAGGAUAUCGACCCUUUCAAUCUCAAGUGGAUCGACUUGGAGCAACGCCCGUACCUAUGGGCCGUGGUUCACGAGGCGUUGCGUCUGACACCUGGCGUUUCGCACAGAUCGGCUAGAAUCGCGCGGACCGAAGAUUUAGUCUACAAUAGCAAAGACGGCAACAUACGAUGGGUUAUUCCCAAGGGUACGCCUAUCAGUAUGACUUCGGUUAUCAACCAUAGCAACGAAGAACUAUUCCCGAAUCCCGACGAGUUCAUCCCCGAACGCUGGCUCGUGGACGGGCAACCGAACUAUGCUUUGGAGAAGAUGUUGAUUUCCUUUGGAAAAGGCACCCGGUUAUGUCUCGGCAUUUAUUUAGCAUAUUGCGAGCUGUUCCUCAUGACGGCUGCUUUGGCGUUUCGUGUCUUGCCUAGGGCACAGCUACACGAAACCACUAUCGAGGAUAUAAGAUACGACCAUGAUCUCAUAGUACUCCAAACAGUUAAAGGUUCCGUUGCGGUACGCAUUGUGAUAUCUUAA
This is a messenger RNA of Daldinia vernicosa, 1530 nucleotides long. Its product is annotated as cytochrome P450. The transcript has 5 exons. Gene Ontology annotation, molecular function: iron ion binding; monooxygenase activity; heme binding. The coding region runs from base 1 to 1530 and encodes 509 amino acids. The record is from RefSeq and is a predicted model, not a curated record. Lineage: Eukaryota; Fungi; Ascomycota; Sordariomycetes; Xylariales; Hypoxylaceae.